AUGGGGGCCCCGGGCACACCGAGGUUGGCACGGUUUGGGGGUAUCCGGGGCGCCCUCGGCGUCUGCGUCCGCCUGCCGGGCUGUACCAAGUGCCCACUGCUGAGGUCGCUGUGGGGGGCGCGGGUAGAGCCCCUGUGCUCACUGAGGUUCGGGGCUGUGGGUGGGUGGGAUGGUGCCUGGGCUGCUUUAGAAACUUUUAUUGCAAAAUGGAGCUGGAGUUGCAGUGAUGGAAAACGGAGGGGGCGCCGGAUAAGCCAGGUGUCUGCGUGCGAUCCCUGCCUGAAGCAGUCGGGGAAGGAGAGGAGUGCCAAAGUAUCCUUCCGAAGGGUCUUGACACUUGCUGGGCCGCCCGCUAGCCGGGCGCGGCUGUUCGCGGGUCCGCGGCGCCCCGUAGAGCCUGGGAAGGGAGGGGAGUCCAACUCGCUGGGCGUCCGUCUGGCGACCGGCGCAGGUGUUGGCCGGAAGCUGCAGGGACUCAGGGCCCGCGGCUCAGGCGCUCAGGAACUGGGAGUGAAUCUCGGCUUUAGCGGGCUUGCGUCUAGGGAGCUUAUCCCGGGGGUGCCGCGACCAGAGGGGAUUUGGGGGCUGGCGUCGCGCAGCCGUCGAUCCCGGGCCACCACCUCAUGGCCGCGCUGCAGCCUCGGGCUCCCGCGUGCGGCUCAUGCUUUGCAGGGGGCGGUUGGCGAAUGGAAGGGCUCCGGGAUGGGGCUGAGGGCGCAGAGUCCUAGCGUCGGAUGCUAGAGCGAACUGGGUCCGUCCGUGGCACCGCGCGCUUCCCUCCUAGAUCUUGCUCGGCCUCCCGCCUUACCGAAGUGGCUCAGAGUAGCGGACUCUCGGUCCGGCCGGGCCUUUUAUACUGCGCUUCCCCGCCUCCUACCCGUUCCCUCCCUUCCUCCUCCCCAGCGCCAGCCCAGCCCUUCCCUCCCUGCGAGCCAGGACCUAGUCCAUGCCUUCGCACACAUCCGCUUCGCACAUUUCCAAGCCCUUCCCGCGUCCCGGACGCCAGUGCCUCCGGGAUGGAGCCUCUGAAUUCUCCUUUGGUGAAUGAAAUUAAAUAAAUAAGCAACACUUUCUUGACGGCACGCCUCCCUUCCCCCCUCCCCAAUUUCCUACCUUCCUCCUCCGAGCCCUAGAAAGAUUUAAGAUUCUUAAUUCAACGGCUUUCGAGUUCUCCCAAGGCAUCUCAACCAAGUAUUAUCCAUAUUAAGGCAAACCCUUGCUCGGUUCCGAAGGUUCCUCCGGUCACCGCGGCACUUUGCAGAAUUUAAAUAGCGAUGGUUAAGGUAGGGUCUGUUGCUUGGACUUAUUUGUGCCCGGGAGAGGAAGGGCUUGCUGCCUCUUUAAAGAUGCCUGAAGCGUCUUUAAAAUUCUAACUAACUCCAGCAUCUUAUUAAUAAAUUGGCAGCUGUUCAUAGAGUCUGCUAUAUCUUUUCCUUUUCAGUUUUUUGUUUUUUGGGGUGGGGGGAGGUGCGAGGGAAGAGGGGAGAUGUUUGGAGGGGUACUUGCUUUGGAUUUGUAGGCAGCCGGGCCUGUCAGACAUCUUAUUUCUAUCUCUAGGCUCUAAAAUGCCAAUAAUUGUCACUGGAGUGCGGGUCGGGGGGAGUAGGGGGGGGAACGUGAAACAAUAACCGUCCAGGGUAGUUCAGAUGGGAGAUCAAAGAGGGGAUCCCAGCAGCCUUUAAAUCCUGGAAGGAUCCUCCUGUGUGUUUUCUAAUUAGGAUCACUUAAAAGGGAAAGGGCUGGAGAAUCAGCGCCGAAAUAGAAUAUAUAAAUUAAGAUGGCAAACUAGAAUCCCAUAGCCAAAGAGUUUUAAGGAUGGUUCUAACCUCCAGUUGUGCCAGAUUAUGAUAGGGCUCGCAGGAACAAAUGACUUUCCUAUUGCCAGAGGCAGGCUGGUCUGAAUUAGGAUCCGGGGCCGCUGUGUCCUGCCCUUUCAUCACACACAGUCUCCACAUGUAAGCCUCAGCUGCCUCUCCUCUCAUCUGA
Messenger RNA from Mandrillus leucophaeus (drill), 1986 nucleotides. RefSeq lists its product as uncharacterized. Bases 1 to 741 code for a protein of 246 amino acids. The transcript has a single exon. Lineage: Eukaryota; Metazoa; Chordata; Mammalia; Primates; Cercopithecidae. The record is from RefSeq and is a predicted model, not a curated record.